AACAUGAAGCAUUUAACAGUAGCUGUCUUUGAGAACAUUCAUCUAUGACCUGAAAUGUCCUGAUCCUGGGGAAAAAAUGAGAUUCCAUUAACUAAGUCUAUAAUUUUUUAAAUGCAUUUUUAUGACUAAUCGUAUUUGCUUAUGCACAACACGGAUACAGAAUUCGUAAACCAGAGAUUAUUUUAACACGUACUCCCAUUUGCGUUUGUGCGUUCAGUCUACAAGAUACAUCAUUUAAAUCAAAUUUUAAAUAAUCUUUUAAAUUAUCUGUAUUUUUUGCUAAAUGAAGACUUGGCAAGAAAAAUUUCUCGUCCAUGGACACAAGUGAAGCAGGUUCCCCCAGAAUGGAUGGUACUUUUGUGUUGGAUAAAAUCAAUAAUUUAAAAGUAGAGCAAGAGGAAGACGGCAUUAACUGUACUCUGGAAGGAAUGGAUAUAAAGACAGAAGCAGAUGAUUUCAAACAUGCGGACAGCAGUGACGAGCAGGAAGACAAAGAAAAGAACUUCAUUUCCAACAACCCUGGCAAAUACUUAUCUACAGAAAAUGAAGAUGAUUAUGGAUCUCUUUUUACUCAGUAUAGUAGUACGCUCUAUGAUGUAGCAAUGGAAGCUGUGACACAAAGCCUUCUUUCUAGCAGAAACAUAAGCUCCAGAAAAAAGUCGCCUGCUUGGAACCAUUUUUUUAUAUCUCCUAGAGAUAGUACUAAAGCAAUAUGUAUGUACUGUAUGAAAGAAUUCAGCAGGGGUAAAAAUGAAAAGGACCUGAGUACCAGCUGCCUCAUGAGGCAUGUGAGGAGAGCCCAUCCCACUGUACUCAUUCAAGAAAACGGAAGCAUGCCAGGUAUAUCCUCCUUUUCCUCACCUACAUUGUUACUGCCACCUCAGCCUGCAGAUGUUGGAGAUCUGAGUUCUAUGUUAUCCCCUAUAAAGCUAGUGAAGAAAAUGGCUUCUAAAAUACCAUCUCCAGAUCGAAUACUUGAGGAAUCUGUUUCUAUUGUUUCUUCUGAAGAAAUACCAGAUCUCUCGGUUUCUGAAAAGUGCAGCAAAGAAGAAGUCAUGGUUGGGUCAUCUCCACAGCAACCCAACAACCAGUAUGAUGACACUGUGGAGAAUGUAGCAGAAAAAACUGUUGUAAUUCCAAAGAGCACAUCAGGUUCCAGAAGGAGAUCUGCUGUCUGGAAACACUUUUAUCUGUCGCCUUUAGAUAAUUCUAAAGCUGUUUGCAUCCACUGCAUGAAUGAGUUCAGUAGGGGAAAAAAUGGAAAAGACCUGGGAACGAGUUGUUUGAUAAGACACAUGUGGAGAGCCCAUCGUUCCAUUGUCCUGCAAGAGAACGGGGGUGGUACCAGCAUACCACCUCUCUACACUGCACCUCCAACUCUGUUGCCUUCUUUACUACCCUCAGAUAGUGAUCUGAAUUCCAUGUCAUCCUCUCCUGGAAAACUAAUGAAAGAGUCAACUUCUGUUUCUUCUUCUCCAGAGAGAAUCUCUGAGGAGAUCCAUACCAAUCUCUCUUCUGGAGAUGCUCUAGUGGAAGACUCAAUGUUAUCAUCUUCUGAUGAUAUAGGUGAAGUCUCCUUUGUUUCAUCUCCCGAGAAACAGUGUGAGGGAUUAGGCCCGCUAAUAUUUGAACCUACUGCUGUAUUUCAGCAAAAUAAAAGGAUUAUGAAAAGACUUAAAUCGGAAGUUUGGCACCACUUCUCACUGUCACCUGCAGACAGUCUAAAAGCAGUAUGUAGAUACUGCAGUUGUAUGAUAAGUCGCGGUAAGAAGGGAGACGUGGGCACAAGCUGCUUGAUGAGGCAUCUAUAUAGACGCCACCCCGAUGUAAUUGGAAACCAAAAGAGCUUUCUUGAUGUGAGUUUGGCAAAUUCUCCUUAUGCCACUUUGGCUUCUGCGGAAUGUUCAUCCUCAAAGUUGACUGACUUGCCUACAAUGGUUACACACGAUAAUCAAAUUAUAUUUCCUGUUAAUAGUAAGAAGACCUCAAAGCUGUGGAAUCACUUUUCAAUUUGUUCUGCAGAUUCAACUAAAGUGAUAUGUAUGCACUGUGGACGUACAAUAAGUAGGGGGAAAAAGCCAACGAAUCUAGGCACGAGUUGCCUUCUAAGACAUUUGCAGCGAUUUCAUAACAACGUGUUGAAAACUGAUGUCUCGGAGACAGUGUUAUCCUCAUCUACGGAUAAUCGCAUGCCACUGAGCACAGAAUUACUAGGAUCUUCAAAUUUUGAUGAAACCAAUGACAAGUUUUGUGACUCUCACCCAGUUGCCAAAAAAAUCACAAGUCUUGUAGCCGAAAUGAUUGCACUUGACCUUCAGCCAUAUUCUUUUGUAGACAACGUUGGCUUUAACAGGCUGCUUGAAUAUUUGCAACCUCAGUAUUCUCUACCUUCUCCGUCUUACUUUUCUAGGACAGCAAUUCCAGAUAUGUAUGAUAAUGUAAAACAGAUAAUUACUUCACAUCUUAAAGAAGCUGAAAGUGGAGUGAUCCAUUUUACAUCCGGAAUAUGGAUGAGCAACCAAACACGAGAAUAUCUAACUCUGACAGCUCAUUGGGUAACGUUCGAGUCUUCAUUUCGACCCCAGUGUGAGGAUUAUCAUUGUUCAGCACUGUUAAAUGUGUCACAGAUUGAUUGUGACUACAAUGGAAUCAGCAUCCAAAAGCAGUUAGAGUACUGGUGGGAAACGUGGAUUACUUCCAUUGGCCUUCAGAUUGGGAUUACUGUUACUGAUAAUCAAAGUAUAGAGAAAACCUUAAAUGAAGGUGACCAUUCAAGUGUACAAUGUUUUAGUCACACUGUCAAUGUCAUUGUAAACGAGGCUAUUAAAAGCCAGAGGAUGGUUCAGAAUUUGCUUAGUAUCGCCAGAAAGAUCUGUGAACGCGUCCAUCGGUCAGCAAAAGCAAAAGAGAAGUUAGCCGAGUUGCAAAAAGAGUAUAAGUUGCCUCAGCACCAGCUAAUACAAGAUGUUCCGUCAAAGUGGAACACGUCAUUUCACAUGCUUGAACGUCUGAUCGAACAGAAAAGAGCCAUCGAUGAAAUGUCAAUAGAGUGCAGCUUCCGGGAGCUGAUAAGCUGCGAUCAGUGGGAAGUCAUGCAGUCAGUGUGUCAUGCUCUCAAACCUUUCGAAGCUGCAAGUAGAGAGAUGAGUACGCACAUGUCUACUCUAAGCCAAGUGAUUCCAAUGAUCCACAUACUUAACAGGAAAAUAGAAAUGCUCUUUGAGGAAACAAUGGGCAUAGAUACUAUGCUGAAAUCUUUGAAAGAAGCUAUGGUGAGUAGGUUGUCCUCCACGCUUCAUGAUCCAAGGUACAUUUUUGCUACGCUCCUGGAUCCCCGGUAUAAAACAUCCUUAUUUACAGAAGAGGAGGCUGAACAAUAUAAACAAGACUUAAUCAGGGAGCUGGAAAUAAUGAGUUCUACCUCAGAUGAUGAUAAACCUGUUUCCAAUGGAUGUGAUAUAGGUUCACCAUCUACAAAUUCCUAUGGGGAAGAUAAUCUUUGGUCACUCAUGGGUGACAUGAAGAAAACAAAAGACCUGAAAGAGAGAGCAAAGUUACCAGAGGAAAUGGUGCUUUCUUACUUGGAGGAAGAAGUGCUUGAGCAUAACUGUGAUCCUCUAACUUACUGGAACUUUAAGAAGUCAUCUUGGCCAGUACUGUCAAAACUGGCUGUCAGGUUCUUGGGUUGUCCACCAAGCAUUGUUCCUUCAGAGAGGUUGUUCAGUACAUCCAAUGAGAGCAACAACUUUAGUCAGUCAAGGUUACUGAUUGAACACUUUGAAAAGCUUAUCUUUUUGAAAGUGAAUCUUCCUUUAAUAUACUUCCAGUAUUGAAACUAAUGAACAAACUGCUAGACUAAAUCUGUUGUUGCUCACUGGAUAUUAACUAUCUAUAACUCGUAUUUUUAAAUUGCUCCAAGAGGGGCCAUGUAUGACAUCUAAUCAGUGACUAUAAUUCCAAAUUUUAGUUUCAUUUUUUCAGCUUUCAAUAUGUCUACAUGUGCCUUAUUCAUAGUACUUCAGGCCAGAUAUUGUAUAUAUGUUUUUUAAAAGUUCACACUAGAGAUAGCCUGUCUUGUCAAAUUAUACAAAAUUAUGUAGGUUUUAAUCCAUAAUUGUAAAUGACCUUUAAAAAAGCUCAGUCCUUUGUUUUAAUAGAAUGGC
Apaloderma vittatum (bar-tailed trogon) is the source of this 4163-nucleotide messenger RNA. RefSeq names its product zinc finger, BED-type containing 4 (gene ZBED4). The record is from RefSeq and is a predicted model, not a curated record. The transcript has a single exon. The coding region runs from base 315 to 3833 and encodes 1172 amino acids. Lineage: Eukaryota; Metazoa; Chordata; Aves; Trogoniformes; Trogonidae. Gene Ontology annotation, molecular function: protein dimerization activity; DNA binding.